CAUUCUCACCAAAAGCACAAGAAGAAGAAAAAAAACUCUCUAUCACUCUCUCUCUCUCUCAGAUUCAAAGUGAUUAUGGUAGGUGUUUUUCGGCGCUCCAUUUCAUUGCCAAACAAAAAUCUCAACCGUCCAACGGUGAAGCCAGCCAUAUCCCACCACAUCAGAUCCAUCAGUCUUCCCUGCAGAUCUCAUCCAUUGAUUUCCCAGAUCAAGGAAGAGAUCAACGGUCUCAAUGCAUGGGCUUCAACUUCCAAAUCCCACCCUCAAACAUACACAAAUAUUUCCCACGGCCUCACCCUUCUGAAGGACACUCAUGAAACGUUCCAACACAUCUUUCAACUCCCUCAAACCCAAGAGUCUCUCCGGUGCCACCCUCUUUGGGUUGAGAACCUUCUAGAAGAUUCCCUCCGCUUCGUCGACGCCUACGGAACCUUCCAAACACUCAUCAUGGGCCUCAAGGAAGAACACUCCUCGGCCCAAAUAGCAAUAAGGAAGCGUGAUGAAUCCAAAUUGGGCAUGUACAUGAAGUCUAAGAAGAAAUUUUCCAAGGAGAUGGAGAAGCUUGUUUCUUCCAUCCGAUGUGGGACUCAAACUCAACAACAACAUCAACAUCUUCAAAUGCAGGUUCCGGCGGUGUCUGCAGCGGAAGCGUUGCUCUCGGUUGCAGACACCGCUGAGCUGGGAGGUGUGAUCUCCGAUGUUAUGAGGGUAACGGUGUUCGUUUCCGUUGCUCUAUUCAACGGGAUCGCGAUGUCAUUUGCUCCAAGAAGAUUUUCAUGGACUCAGAUGGUGAAGUUGUCGAGGAGUAGUACUAGAAGAAUGAACGUGGAGAGUGAAGGACUUGAGGAGCUUCAGCUGAUGGAAGUUGAAGAAAGCUUUGAGAAUCUGAAGAAGAAAGGAGAUGAAGAGGUGAGGUUGAUUUUGAAGAGGAUGCGGGAUUUGGAGGAAUGUGUUUGUGGCAUUGAAAGUGUGAGUGAGAAAGUGUUCAGGGCUUUGAUCAACUCUCGUGUUCUAUUGCUCAACACUCUUACCCUUGCGCAAUAGUGAAGAAUGUGAAUUGAUGCUGGUAGAUAAUACUUUUUGUUUUUGAUUUUAAGAAAAGAUAAUAACAUUAAUAUUAUUUAUUUUUUUAUCA
Molecule: messenger RNA, 1135 nt
Organism: Lotus japonicus
Lineage: Eukaryota; Viridiplantae; Streptophyta; Magnoliopsida; Fabales; Fabaceae
Exons: 1
Coding region: 76-1044 (322 amino acids)
Biological process (GO): root development; shoot system development
Source: RefSeq, a predicted model, not a curated record